This is a messenger RNA of Dendronephthya gigantea, 1744 nucleotides long. Its product is annotated as dopamine receptor 4-like. Bases 402 to 1493 code for a protein of 363 amino acids. Gene Ontology annotation, molecular function: neurotransmitter receptor activity; G protein-coupled serotonin receptor activity. Gene Ontology annotation, cellular component: dendrite; membrane. Gene Ontology annotation, biological process: chemical synaptic transmission; G protein-coupled receptor signaling pathway, coupled to cyclic nucleotide second messenger. The transcript is spliced from 3 exons. The record is from RefSeq and is a predicted model, not a curated record. Lineage: Eukaryota; Metazoa; Cnidaria; Anthozoa; Malacalcyonacea; Nephtheidae.
CAUUGUAUUUCAAUUGGCUUUGAAGACAAACAACUCAGUCAAACAGAGCACCUGCAGUUUACAGGUUUUGGCACCUUGUAUAUAGGUGCGGAACGACACAGGGGGAACUGACAAAAGACAGAGAUUCUGACUUGACUGUCUGCGAUAUUUUUGGGUCCUGCUAGACUUGAUUCUUUGUCAAAACCGAGGAAAAUUUGUACGAUUUGUACACCGUAACUUCUCAUUUCAUCGAAAUCUUUUCCGAUGCACAGGCUGAAGAGCGAAGCAACACUGCUGCUUUGACCAGAUGCAACAUAAGCAAAGAAUCAGUUGAGCGAAGUCAGCGAACAGCUUGGAACACACGAAGAAAAUUAGCGACAGUUGAAGGAAGUAGACGUUUGACUCGCCGUCUUCCAGGUCGAAUGGGAGUUCCACGUGUGAUGAUAGGGUUGAUGGACAAUGACACGAAUCUAGACAACCACAAUGGUGCAAAUCAAUCCAAAGACGUUCCCGUCGAAGCGGUUACAAUAGUCCUGGUUUUCAUCAUCAUCGUCUGUGUGGCCGGGAACUUGUUGGUAUGCAGUGCAUUCGUCAUCCAGCCACGGCUGCGCAGAGCCCUCUACUUCCCAGUCCUAAGUCUCGCGGUUGCUGACGUCAUGUGCGGCGCGGUUGCCAUGCCAUCGUAUUUGGCGAAAAAGCACGUUUUUGGUGGUAAAAAAGAGCAAAUCGUUUGCGACAUCUCAAGGUUCUCGUAUUUUUUAACAGAGUACGCUUCCGUAUUCAGCUUGAUGAUAAUAAGUGUCGAUAGAGCCCUAGCUAUCAUCAAACCGCUAACAUACAAAACUACAGUCACUUCUAAGCGAAUGAAGGUGGUCUUAGGCUGUGCUUGGUGUUGGGCGAUCAUCGUGUCUGCUCUGCCGUUUUUCUGGAAAAAGGAUGACGAUGAGAGCUGUUAUUUUAAACCAACAAAUGAAUGGAGCAUUGCAGUUAUCCUUGUCAAUGUCCUACUUCCAUUCGUGGUCAUUUUGACUUGUCAAACUUCUAUAUACAUCAUCGCAAUCAAGCACGCGAUUAUUAUAAAAAAACAAAGAAUGGCUGGGACGUUUAAUCAAAAUCGCAGAGGCAGCACGCCGCGGACUGAUGCCUGGGCUAUAGAACGGAAAGCGACUGUAAGCUUGUCCAUUGUUAUCGGACUGUUCAUCCUGUGUUGGGGACCGUCAUCUUUGUAUUACUUCCUGCAGAAAGUAAACCCGGAUUAUUUCGAGGGAACUUUUGGGGAAAAUGAAGGGACUUUUAACGCGGUGGUGAAGUUGAUGACGUUUGCGAAUUCUUGUUUUAAUCCGUUCGUGUAUUCGUGGAUGAGCAGGGACUUUCGGGAAGGCUUCAUAAGAGUCUUGACUCGAAAGAAAUAUAGAAAUGCGGUCGAAAAACAAGCCAGCUACACAGCGAGCCAUCAUGAACUGCUGACCAAGCAAGUAAGCAAACCAACAAUGGUGACAUAUGAACCCUACUAGGUUUUUCGUCAGAGAAAAGUGUCGUAGUUUUUGAAGUUAGAAGAAGUUAGAAGAAGAAUUUUGAAGUUAGAAGAAGAAUCUGGGCAUUUUCACGGAAAUACUGGUAUUUUCUAAACUUCACUAAUUAUCUUUGUAAAUAUGCAUAAUGGAUUAAUGGUUACUUGAAGUAAUGAACGGCGAAAUAAAUUGGUAAAAGAAAUAUUUAUACAACAUCCAUUUUUGUAAAAAAAGAAGAAUUGAAGGGAAAAUUU